AUGACUUGUACCAAGAACCUUGGAAGAGGCACAGCUGCAUUUAUGGCCCCAGAAGUAACAUUGCCAGACUUAGCCAAAUUACAUGAUAGUGGGUCCAUGGAUUUCCUGAAGAAAGUUGAUAUAUGGGCACUUGGACUUGUCUUCUAUAACUUGGUCAACCCAAGCCUAAACUCCCCAUACAAGUACGAUCUUGUUCAAAAUGGUGUGGACACAAAAGAUUACAGUUCAUUCAUAGAAGAAAUAUGCAGAAAAAGGAGCUCCCAACGCCAAUGCCACAAUUUAUGGAACUUCAAGUUACUGGGCCAUGGCAACGUGUACACAGUUCGUUUUUUAAUUGCGCAUCAUUCAAUCCAACCAAUAGACCUGAAGUUUCUGAAAUUCUCAACUUUCUUGAAAAUGGGUAAGGUUUGUCAUUAAUUGAAAUUAUUUGAAAGGACACAUAUCCGUAUUUCCAAGUUUUAACUGAAAUUUUCACUGAAAUUUUCGUUACUUUAGAUUAGAACAGGUACUGUUGCCUGCAAUUCGACUACAAAAUGAGCAAUAUGUUGUUUUUUCAUUUUAAUCGAUAAAUCUUUUUUAGCUUUUGACGUUUUGUAUUGUAUUUAUUUAUUUAUAUAUUUAUUACGCUUUAUUUAUUUAUUACGCUUAUUAAGCUCCCAAAUGCAAGUGUAGUUUUAGAAUAUCGAAAACUUGGUUGUUGGUGCAACAAUUUAAAUUUCGAUUUGUCACGUGUAGCAUCACAAUAAAUAGAUAAAUUGUAUCAGUUCCACGAUCGAGGCACGACAUUUCUGAUGUGUUAGGCUUGUUUCCAACGUCGCUGUACUCAUGUGCCGAAUGCAUUAAAGAUAAUAGAUAAUGAAAUGAAAUGCCUGUGCUAAAUGUUUUUCGUAGUGUAUAAGCCAUCAGCUUUACAGAACAGAAAGUCGUCAUACCCAAAUAAGAACUCUUGCAAUUCAACAUAUAAUAAACGAAUUACGAAGGGAGUGACAAGGAAUUGUUUAUCUCGUAAAAAAGUUGUUCUAAUCCACAUUUUUGAGUAACGUGCCUGCUCUAGCCUAUGCCUGCUCUUACAGCUCUAGGUUGUCGGCGGCCCUAUACAGUUCUUGCCGUGUCUUUUUCAAUUUGAAACUUUACAUUAUCCUUGGAUCCCUAUAGUUUGGUUAAUAGUGUGCGCUAAAGUUUGAUUUAAAAUCGAAUUUGAGAGCCGGUGUUUCCAUACAGUAAUUCGCAGUUACAUAAAUAAAUGGAAAUAUACAGGUAAUAAUUCCAUUCCUCACUUUAUAACCAAACUGUAUCUCUAUACCGAUUAAACCUUUUUUUAAUGUUUUUAAUUCCUAUUUUGGUUCAGGGAUAUUUCCGAAAACAGAAAAGGAACAGAAAACGAACAGCUGUUGAUAAAAGGCCAGUAUAUUUGCACGGUGAUAUUGGGUUGUUUAAGAAUAAUUAUAAGUAGCCCAGACUUAUAGUUACAAUCUUCAUUUUAAGUUAAUUUAUUUUUAACGGGAAGGUGCCGUGCGGCUAUGGCAUAUGUAUUUGAUAAGUCUUGUUCGCGCCUUUGCCAUUUGGCGUCUAAUCAUGCAAUAAUGUGUGAGCACUGAGCAUGGAAUAAUCAGCUUAUGUGACUAGUCGACUGGUCUGGUUUUCCGAACAAAAAAGGUCAUUUGUGACUUGUAUCCGUAAGGUGUGCAAAACCCAGUUGUUUUUUUUAGCUCCGGCUGAUUCUAAAAUCUCAUGCGCAGCUCCGGUUUUUGAAAUUGCCCCCUCCCCCCAGGAGAUUCGCCUCCACCCCUCUCAAAAGGGGGCGAUAUUCCUAGGAUAUAGCACCCCCCCCACAUAAAUUUUGAAUUUUUUAUCUAAAAACAAAACGAAUCCAAGUUGAAAGAUUUAUUGUGUGAUGUAUUUAUUUAUUACAAGUAGACAAGAUUACAUAUACAUUUUAGGCUUAUUAGCAGCUGGUAGUGUGCACAGUCGGCAUAACCACUCAUUUGAGGUACUUAUAGACUAGUGUCAUAUUCUACACAUCUAAAGUGGAACCAUUGCCCACAGAGAUCGCAUAAAAUCAUGUUGUCGUAUUCUUAUGGCAGUUUACAUUUACAUUAACAUAAUUUCAUACAUUUUCCGAUAACGACAAAACGUGGAUACAAAACAAUACCAAGUAGAGGACACUAAGAGACUGCAUACGUCCACCCCCAUUGAAUUUUGAUCAUGUGAAAUGCAACUAAGACAACAGAUAAUGAAGGCUGAAGCUUAAUGAAGUUUAUCAUCUCAUUGUCUUGAUGUCUUAGUACUGCGUGCAUACAUUAUACACGUCCUAAUUAUGCAUUCAGUGAGUUUUUUUUAAUUGACCGGGAAAAGCAAGACAAAAUUUUGUUAAUUUCUCGUUCAAUUUUUAACCAAAUUCAACCAAAUUUCAAUCAGUUCUUCCUUAGCCGAUGGGAAAUGCAUUCAAAAAAUUUUGUAUGAAUAUGUUUGGUAUUUCUUGAGUUAUCGUGCUCACAGACAAACACACACACACACCCAGAUGAUUACAUAGGGAGGUAAUAAUAAUUACAAUAACCACCAUGGUGAUUACUUUUUAACAAUUAGUUUAAGGAUUAUUACUGAAAAUGCAAAAUAUGCAUGGUGUGCUGUGGAGCGUCAUAGGUCCUAUUGAUCUACUGUAACUGUGUAAGCCAUUUCGAUAUACAUGCAAUUGUAAAUUUGUAUUCUUACAUGCAGGGCUUGAAAUAACGUUCCCAAAGUUCCCGAUCAUGGUGAUCGGCAGUCAUGAUUAUUUUCAGGUUGGCAACAGAAACCCUGCUUUUCCGCCGAGCAUAAGCAAUUCCUUGCCGAUCAUUGAUCGGUUGUUAUUUCAAGCUCUUCAAUUCUUAACAAUUUUGAAUUGAUACUGAUUUCAAAUGAUUAAAGCAAUGUAAUAAUUAUCCCAUGCAACUGUUACGGAAGGGUGAAAUUUUGAAUGGUGGACGAAAAUCAUAAAGAAAAGGUGGGCGAAUUUCCUAAGGAGAGGGGGGGGCGAAUUUCCUAAAGGAGGGAGAAAUUCCUAGGACUUUCGCCCCUCCCCCCUUGGGGGCGAAAUUGUGUGUGUGGGGAGGGGGGCAUAGAUAUCUUAUCUACACUAGAUUGUGCAUCUAAUUAUUCUGCAAUUCAAAAAUUGAAGCCGUGAUUGCAGUCUCAGGUCGUUCCCAUGAAAUGAGAAGAUUCGUAUGUUUUCUAUUUCUUAAACAUGGAACUUAAACAUUAAGUUAACCCUAUUCCAAAUACGUUUUUAAACUAUUCAAAUGAUGAAAGUUAUUGUUGUUUUUAAGCGUUUAUUAGCUAGUGGGAACGACCAACAUGGCCGCCAUCUAUUCAACCGCUGGAAUAUUCUUAGCUUCAAUUUUACUGAAAGAGAUUCGCUAUCUAGUGUAUGUAAGAUAUUUAUGGGGGCAAUAAUCCUGGGACACCAGUUCUUACGAAACACAGUAAAUAUAGUUUUUUAACCGGAUAUACAACGGACAGUCAACCCAAUAAACAAUAUAGAUUUUUACAUCUUUUAACACAGCUUACAAAAGCUUCAAGCAGAGAGUACGACAUAAUAUUAGAUAUUUUCGACAAAAUAUGUGCAGUUGUAGAGAAUGUUUUUUACACUUUCUUGUCAUGUGUACUUAGUAAUUAUUUUGACAUUUCAUUCAGAGCCGAAAUAACACAUGCCAACUCCGGCAUUGGCUUAACGAAAAGUGCCACUGGCUCCAGCGCCCUGUCCUUGUGGCUCGCUCUGAAAAUAUUUUUCAAUUUUCUAGACUAGAUUACAGUUUUAUUGUCUUUUAUGUAUUGUUAUAAUCAACAAAGUUUCUUCCAUUUUGUCAUGCACAGGAUUUGUUUCAUAUUAAAAAAACCCAGUCAUGUCAGUAUAUACAGUACUAUUGCAAAGUUUUUAAAUCCAUUUCUUUAGGAUCAAAUGUAAUGCGCCCGUCAGUUGUUGUUGCAAACAAUGAACUUGCAAAUUAUGCAUAUGACCUU
Molecule: messenger RNA, 3999 nt
Organism: Paramuricea clavata
Lineage: Eukaryota; Metazoa; Cnidaria; Anthozoa; Malacalcyonacea; Plexauridae
Source: the annotation of a GenBank genome assembly